AUGGAGCUACCCUCAGCUGAUGAUCAGCUAGUGCUCAGUCACCGCCCGAUCCAUCGGUCUACCUGUACGAUGAGGAAGAUGUCCACGGUUGCGGGCGCUGCUUUGUUGCUAGCCGCCGCGGUCGUCUGCUCCUCGGCGGACAGCGAGAGAGUCCCCGCGGUGUACGUGUUCGGCGACUCCCUCGUGGACGUCGGCAACAACGACUUCCUGCCGCCGCCGGCGCCCAGGGCGGGUUUCCCCUGCGGCGUCGACCUGCCGCGCGCGAUCCCCGGCGGACGGACCGGGAGGUUCACCAACGGCUACAACCUGGCCGACAUCAUCGCACAACGGGUGGGGUUUGACAUGAGCCCGUUAGCUUACCUCUCCUUGACGCCGCAAGCGAGCCUCGACCUCCUGAGCGGCCGCGUUGGGGCCAAUUAUGCUUCUGGUGGAUCAGGAAUCCUUGACGAUACUGGGAACGGCACGAUCACGCUCCGAGAACAGAUUAAGAUGUUUGCGGACACCAAGGCGACCAUGAUCGAGGCCAACAAGCUGGGAAAUAAUAGGGUCAAUCGCUUGUUGUCCCAGUCCCUAUUCCUCAUCAGCACUGCAGGCAACGACUUCUUGGCGUUUGGCGACGGUAGGGCAACCAGAAGUGAUGCAUCAGCCUACAUCGCCAAAAUGGUCACCACCUACCUCAAGCACAUCAAGGAGUUGUACAGGCUGGGGGCACGGAGGCUAGGACUGCUGGACGCGCUACCCAUCGGAUGCUUGCCGGGCUGCAGAACUUCCUUUGGACACGAUGGCGCGUGUGACGCCGUUGCCAACUCUCUGGCACGGCGGUUCAACGCCCUACUCCGGCUUGAAAUGGCCAGCGCCACGGCAGCUUCGAUGCCAUGCAUGGAGUACUCCAUCGCCAGCAUCUACGGCAUCUUCUCCGACAUGAUCACCAACCUGGAGCUGGACAACGGACUGCAGGAGGCGACUAGCGCGUGCUGCGGAGGAGGGAGGCUCAACGCGGAGAUCGACUGCUCGGCGAGCUCGAACCUUUGCACCGACCGCGACGGCUACGUGUUCUGGGACAAGGUCCACGGGACGCAGGCCGCCUACCAGCGAGCCGUUGCCGCCAUGUUCGACGGCGCGGGGGUGACAAAGUUCACGGAGCCCGUCAGCUUCGGGCAGUUGAUCACCGGGAAACAGCCAGCGCCGGUUGCCGUGUUAGAUAAACCGGAGCGUCCGUACGUGGGUCUGGAGGCUGAGAUCUAG
Messenger RNA from Triticum turgidum subsp. durum (durum wheat), 1245 nucleotides. The record is from the annotation of a GenBank genome assembly. Lineage: Eukaryota; Viridiplantae; Streptophyta; Magnoliopsida; Poales; Poaceae.